ACACAUUAUAAUAAAAUCCCAACACUCCAAACAAAGACAACUAAUAACACAAUAAUAAUAAUAAUAUGGGCUCAAUUUUCCUCUCCUUACUCCUCUGCCUCUCCUCCCUAAUCAUCUCACCUUCAUCUUCAACCACUAUUUCUCUCACUCUUUCUCCUAAAUCUUCAUCUAAACCUUCGUCAAAUUCAUGGGAAUUAAGCUCUAACAUUGUUAAAACAACACUUGAAAGAGCUCAUCACCUCAAAAACCCUAAGAAAAACAUAUCCGCAACAACCUUACAUGGAACCACUAGCACCCCUCUCUAUGCCCGGAGCUACGGGGGAUACACCGUGUCCCUCGCCUUUGGCACGCCGCCACAGAAAAUCCCCCUGGUGUUUGACACCGGAAGUAGCCUGUUGUGGGUCCCUUGCACCUCCAAGUACAGUUGCGCCAACUGUACUUUCUCUAAUGUUGACCCCUCUAAUAUUACAACCUUCAUUCCAAAGGCAUCCUCGUCUACUCUUAUCAUAGGGUGUCGGAACCCCAAAUGUGGGUGGAUUUUUGACGCCGAUGAAGAAACCCGUUGCGGCCCGGGUUGUGGGUCGAACUGCUCUGUAAUAUGCCCGAGCUAUGUUCUCCAAUACGGGUUGGGAGCUACGGCUGGGAUUGCAAUCUCGGAGACUCUCGACUUGCCUGGAAAAACGGUCCGAGAUUUCUUAAUGGGUUGCUCCCUCCAGUCAGUGCGUCAACCGGAGGGGAUUGCUGGGUUCGGGAGAGCCCCUACAUCGCUCCCUAACCAGCUUAAGCUCGGUAAAUUCUCAUAUUGCCUUUUACCUCAUAAAUUUAAUGACAGUCCUAGAAGUAGUAAGUUAAUUCUCGUUGGCCAAGGGGAAAAGAACCCCAUCGCCAGUGAGGAUAAAAAAGGUGAGAUUAUUGAGUACACCCCGUUUUAUAAUAACCCUACUUUUGCUCCCUACAAUGAGUACUAUUAUGUCUACUUAAGAAAAAUCACCGUAGGUAAAAAACAUGUUAAGUUACCGUACAAGUACCUUGUCCCCGGUCAUAAUGGGGACGGGGGUACCAUAGUGGAUUCUGGGACGACUCUUACUUUUAUGGAGAAACCUUUGUUUGAGCCUCUCGUGAAAGAGUUGGUAGCACAAACCCAUUACAAACGGGCACACGAUAUUGAGGCCCGAUCUGGUUUCGGGCUUUGUUACGAGGUUAAGGAUGCGCAUAAUGUUACGUUCCCAAAGCUGGUAUUUCACUACAAAGGUGGGGCAAAGAUGCUAAUGCCAAUAGAUAAUUACUUCACGUUAGUGAGUGAUUUGGGUGUUUGGUGCUUAACCAUUGUAUCGGAUACAAGCCCGGCCGCGCCAAGUGUGCACGUCGGGCCGGGUGUGAUAUUGGGUAAUUUUCAGCAACAGAAUUUCUACAUUGAGUAUGAUUUGGCGAAUAAAAGGUUGGGUAUCAAGAAGCAAAAGUGUGCAUAACAAAAAGGUUGUGAUUCCAUUCUUUCUUUUUCAUUUCUUUUAUUUUGUUUUAUUGUUUGUUUAAUGUUUUGAUGGUUAUGUAAAUAAAGAAGGCGUCAAGCUAAGUGUAUUGCAUAAUCUUAGAACUUCUGAACUUCAUAGAAUUAUCCAAGUUGGUUCAGUUUUACAACUUCUGGUUUUGACUGGAAUCUCUCGGGAACGGAAAAUUGAGAAAUGAGAAAUGAGAAAUGAGAAAUGAUUUUUAAUGUGCGUAGCGAAUACGUAGUAAUCCUCAGUUCAUUUCUA
This is a messenger RNA of Spinacia oleracea (spinach), 1754 nucleotides long. RefSeq names its product probable aspartyl protease At4g16563. Gene Ontology annotation, biological process: proteolysis. Bases 66 to 1469 code for a protein of 467 amino acids. Gene Ontology annotation, cellular component: extracellular region. The record is from RefSeq and is a predicted model, not a curated record. The transcript has a single exon. Gene Ontology annotation, molecular function: aspartic-type endopeptidase activity. NCBI's taxonomy places the organism in Eukaryota, Viridiplantae, Streptophyta, Magnoliopsida, Caryophyllales, Amaranthaceae.